Messenger RNA from Pan troglodytes (chimpanzee), 1193 nucleotides. It is a transcript of the gene CXCL13, whose product is annotated as C-X-C motif chemokine ligand 13. The transcript is spliced from 4 exons. Gene Ontology annotation, molecular function: chemokine activity. Lineage: Eukaryota; Metazoa; Chordata; Mammalia; Primates; Hominidae. Gene Ontology annotation, cellular component: extracellular region. The record is from RefSeq and is a predicted model, not a curated record. Gene Ontology annotation, biological process: chemotaxis; immune response; defense response. The coding region runs from base 70 to 399 and encodes 109 amino acids.
GGAGUCUCUGGUACUGCAAACCCACAGCCUGGACUCAGAGCUCAAGUCUGAACUCUACCUCCAGACAGAAUGAAGUUCAUCUCGACAUCUCUGCUUCUCAUGCUGCUGAUCAGCAGCCUCUCUCCAGUCCAAGGUGUUCUGGAGGUCUAUUACACAAGCUUGAGGUGUAGAUGUGUCCAAGAGAGCUCAGUCUUUAUCCCUAGACGCUUCAUUGAUCGAAUUCAAAUCUUGCCCCGUGGGAAUGGUUGUCCAAGAAAAGAAAUCAUAGUCUGGAAGAAGAACAAGUCAAUUGUGUGUGUGGACCCUCAAGCUGAAUGGAUACAAAGAAUGAUGGAAGUAUUGAGAAAAAGAAGUUCUUCAACUCUACCAGUUCCAGUGUUUAAGAGAAAGAUUCCCUGAUGCUGAUAUUUCCACUAAGAACACCUGCAUUCUUCCCUUAUCCCUGCUCUGGAUUUUAGUUUUGUGCUUAGUUAAAUCUUUUCCAGGAAAAAGAACUUCCCCAUACAAAUAAGCAUGAGACUAUGUAAAAAUAACCUUGCAGAAGCCGAUGGGGCAAACUCAAGCUUCUUCACUCACAGCACCCUAUAUACACUUCGAGUUUGCAUUCUUAUUCAUUAGGGAGGAAAGUUUCUUUGAAAAUAGUAAUUCAGUUAUAAGUAAUACAGGAUUAUUUUGAUUAUAUACUUGUUGUUUAAUGUUUAAAAUUUCUUAGAAAACAAUGGAAUGAGAAUUUAAGCCUCAAAUUUGAACAUGUGGCUUGAAUUAAGAAGAAAAUUAUGGCAUAUAUUAAAAGCAGGCUUCCAUGAAAGACUCAAAAAGCUGCCUGGGAGGCAGAUGGAACUUGAGCCUGUCAAGAGGCAAAGGAAUCCAUGUAGUAGAUAUCUUCUGCUUAAAAACUCACUACGGAGGAGAAUUAAGUCCUACUUUUAAAGAAUUUCUUCAUAAAAUUUACUGUCUAAGAUUAAUAGCAUUCGAAGAUCCCCAGACUUCAUAGAAUACUCAGGGAAAGCAUUUAAAGGGUGAUGUACACAUGUAUCCUUUCACACAUUUGCCUUGACAAACUUCUUUCACUCACAUCUUUUUCACUGACUUUUUUUGUGGGGGGCAGGGCGGGGGGACUCUGGUAUCUAAUUCUUUAAUGAUUCCUAUAAAUCUAAUGACAUUCAAUAAAGUUGAGCAAACGUUUUACUUAA